CAGCAAGAUGCGGUGGUGGUGGAUUUUAUUGCUCGGCUUCUGGAGGGUGCACGGGGAGCUGCCGUUCAUGGCCGAGAACAACGCGGCCAUGCUGGUCAACUGCGUCAACGAGCCGGGGAACAUGUCUUUCGUCAAAGAGACCGUGGACAAACUGCUGAAGGGCUACGACAUCCGUCUGCGGCCGGACUUCGGAGGUCCACCGGUUGCUGUGGGCAUGAGUAUAGAUGUGGCCAGCAUAGACAUGGUGUCAGAAGUCAACAUGGACUACACUUUGACCAUGUACUUCCAGCAGUACUGGAGAGAUAAGAGGCUGUCCUAUGCAGGGAUUCCUCUCAACCUGACCCUGGACAACAGAGUUGCCGACCAGCUCUGGGUUCCUGACACCUACUUCCUCAACGACAAGAAGUCCUUUGUGCACGGCGUCACCGUCAAGAACCGGAUGAUUCGGCUCCACCCGGACGGCACGGUGCUCUACGGCCUCAGAAUCACCACAACAGCAGCCUGCAUGAUGGAUCUGCGGCGAUACCCGCUGGAUGAGCAGAACUGCACUCUGGAAAUCGAGAGCUACGGUUACACGACAGAUGAUAUCGAGUUCUACUGGAAAGGAGGAGACACCGCUGUGACCGGAGUGACGCGCAUCGAGCUGCCGCAGUUCUCCAUCGUCGACUACAAGCUGGUCUCCAGGAACGUGGUCUUUUCCACAGGUGCCUACCCUCGGCUGUCUUUGAGCUUCAAGCUGAAGCGAAACAUCGGAUACUUCAUCCUGCAGACGUACAUGCCCUCCAUCCUCAUCACCAUCCUGUCCUGGGUGUCAUUCUGGAUAAAUUAUGACGCCUCGGCAGCCAGAGUUGCAUUAGGGAUCACCACUGUGCUGACAAUGACAACCAUCAACACGCAUUUGAGGGAGACGCUACCCAAGAUCCCUUAUGUCAAAGCUAUCGAUCUGUACCUGAUGGGCUGCUUCGUCUUCGUCUUCCUGGCUCUGCUCGAGUACGCCUUCGUCAACUACAUCUUCUUCGGACGAGGCCCUCAGAUGCAGAAGAGACUCGCCGAGAAGGCGCAGAAGGCAAAUAACGACCGGAACAAGUUCGAGCAGCCCAAGGUCGACUCCCAGGGUAACAUCCUGCUGACGACCCUGGAAAUCCACAACGAGGUGGGAGCCAACGAGAUCACCACCACCGUGAGCGAGACGCACAACUCAUCCUCCAUGGUGUUCGACAACUCGGGCGUCCAGUACCGGAAGCCCAGCGGGACGCGGGAGUCCGGCCGCCACAGCCUGGACAGGAACGCGCACCUGAAGAAGACCCGUCUGCGGAGGCGGUCCUCGCAGCUGAAAAUCAAAAUCCCGGACCUGACCGACGUGAACGCCAUCGACAGAUGGUCACGGAUUAUUUUCCCCUGCACCUUCUCCCUCUUUAACCUCAUCUACUGGCUUUACUACGUCCAUUAA
Molecule: messenger RNA, 1450 nt
Organism: Salarias fasciatus (jewelled blenny)
Lineage: Eukaryota; Metazoa; Chordata; Actinopteri; Blenniiformes; Blenniidae
Gene: gabrb3
Product: gamma-aminobutyric acid type A receptor subunit beta3
Exons: 9
Coding region: 8-1450 (480 amino acids)
Biological process (GO): monoatomic ion transmembrane transport
Cellular component (GO): membrane
Molecular function (GO): extracellular ligand-gated monoatomic ion channel activity; GABA-A receptor activity
Source: RefSeq, a predicted model, not a curated record